AUGACAACUGCAACCACAUUCGCUCCCGGCUCAUUGGAAGCAGGGUGUCCUGGCGGACUCGACUGGGCUUGGUAUGGUUUGGGAGAGUGCAUUCGUAGCACUCGUGACAAGGUUUCCGUCGCCUUCGGUGUACUGAGCAUUGUCGCCUGGUUCAUGUUUGGAUUUCCUCAAAUGGUAACCAACUGUAUCAAAAAAAUUCCCGACGAGGCUGUCUCGCCUUGGCUUCUAUUCUUUUGGCUUGUCGGCGACAGUCUUAACUUUAUUGGUGCAUUCCUGACAAAUCAACUGUUCCUUCAAGUAAGUUUCCUGUUCAACACUUGGCUUCCACUAUACAUUUCAGAAAUAGGAAUGCUUUUCUUGCCUUUAAACCAGACGCCUUGUUGAUAAAAAAAAAUUAGUCACUACGGUAAAAUGCAGACUCAACGCCCACUUGUACCGCGGCAAUGAAGUAAUAACAUGUACUUACUCCUAUAAAACGACAAAAAAUUCGACGUUUCCACUUUUAGAAAGUCCUCGCCGGCUACACCGUCGUGGUGGAUUUGCUUCUUAUUGGCCAAUACAUAUACUACUACUGCCUCCAUAAGCAUAAAGUCAAAAGUGAGUUUUCCUUGCUUGCAAGCAAUGCCUCUCUGAUAAAUGAAAGUGUACUGAACUUAUAACUCUUCAAAACCACCCGACCAAACCUGACUGACUACCAGACAGACAGCAGUUAUUCCUUAUAGACAUUGUCACUACGUUAGGUGGAUUCAAUUUUGUGACAUCGGUUUCCAACGUGAGAAGGUCGAGACCCUAUCUAAGCUUGCUCAACAGUUACCACACCAACCUUUCUUUCAUUUUAACGAAAACAGAAUACGGCGCAGACUACAACGUCAAAAAGGAUGAUGAACAGAGUUUCCAGAACAGUGACUCGAUAGGUACCGCUCCUAAAAAGGCCUCGAAGACUCUGGCUACCGCUCUGUUGGGCGUCGUCGGUGUCUCCUACUUCUGCGUGCCCGCAUUAAUAAAUGGUCAAGGAAAACCGUCCCACAUGGGCUCAAUGCAUCUGCAGGGGCGCCAACUGCUUCAGGCCGCAAACGAUGGCUCCCUCACUACCACCACGCCAGACCCAUUCGCCGGGUUUCUUUCCGUAAGCUUUGACUACCAAUUAUGCCUCACCUUGUGCAUAUACACAAAACUACAGUAGAUGGGCUAACUCAUUAAAUGUCAACAGAAGUUCCGAAAUGUGUUUUCGCUUCGAAAAUAUUAAAUAAGUAGGGUUAUAAAACUAAUCAGCCUGCAGCACAGUUCUAUAAUAAUUCAGUUACGUCGGGAUGCCGGCUUUCGAAAGAAUUUCUUUUCUUAGGGUAAGGUGAUACCAUACUAACAGCACAGGUACCAGCCAAAAGCCCAUACACGCGUGUUUCGCCGAUAUUCUGCCGCUGCAUGGCGCAGCUGCGAGGGGUUCGGCUCGUCAGUGGGUCCCCCAGCAUUCCUCGUGUGUUUUCUGGUUAGAAACUCUAAUUUAGAAACUGCCGCUUUUUAAUUUCCUCAGAAACUAUGUACAAACCGAGACUUUCAUAGUACUAGCUGCCUGUCGGCAGUUAUGAAUAUUACGCGGUCACCCGCUAUGGCUGAUGGACUUUGACCCAAAUAUAAAUGUAUAAAAUUCUCGGUCUGUGCCUAUAGGCCUUGAAUAAACUGAUGUACUUCGAAUUCGGAGAUAAUUUCUGAGGAAAGUAAAAAGAGAGAAGGACUUCUUCCGGGCUGCAGGCAAGAACUAUACUCUGUAAAAAUGACCACUUAAGUAGCAUGAGAUUUUCUCAUUGAUUUUCCAUGCCCCUAUAAGUCCAGUUAUAUUUCAUGGAAAACCUGCAUAAAAAUAUUCAUUCUUUCGCUUAUCCCGUAGAAACUUGUGCCUUCUUCCAAUCUCAUUCUUGAAGGAAGGAUAUAAUUCACUUUUUAAAAACUUUCCCAAUUCCCAUGUAGUUUUUAGCUCGCACUACCGUUACCUUUGGAUUCAGGGUUUGCGAACUACAAGCCUUAUAUAUUCCGCGUACGGAAAACCACGCAUUAAGAAGAGACCAUAUAGGGUUCAUAAAAUAUAGCAGUAGAUUUGAGCCAUAUUGUUGACUUUGCAAACAAUAUUGGUAAAUGCAGAGACAUGGCGUUUUAUGAACGGCCAUUUCACGGUAUUUAAAUGUUCCACACUUAGAAACUUUUUUAACCCUAAUUAUGUCCCCCCUUCGAGUAUAAAAUUAACAAACGUAAUUUUCUACCGAAUGAGUAGAAGAAUGACUAUUUGAAUGCAGGUUUUCGCGAAAAUAGAAUUGGACGUUUAAGGGCAUCGAAUGAGAAAAAUUCAUUUUACUGAAGGACUCAUUUUUAACGGAGUGUAGGUCUUUCAUCCAGUCAGAAAGGAGUUCGUUCGGAAGCCGGCAUCCCGGAAUUAUUAUAGAAUUUUGCUGCAGGCUGAUUAGAUUUACAGUCUUACUUAAUUAAUCUUUUCGAAACGAAAACACAUUUCGGAACUUCGGUUGACAUUUCAUGAUUCAGCCCACCUUCUAUAUGUCAAGAGGAGGUCCACUGUUACGAAAUCCAGUCAAGUGGUUUUAAGUUAAGAUGAUUUUUCGUUAUUACGUUUUCGAGAAGGAUCAUUUUCUAUCCUCUUUUCAGUGCAUUUUAUUGGUUACGUACCGUUUGUCCCCUGGUUUAACCUCUCCCAAUUUCUUUCGCAUGUUUUAAAUACUGUUUCCUUGUUUGUGCUAGACUACCGAGGAGAAAAUCGGUUACGCCAUUGGCUGGAUUGGCGCUGUCAUGUACUUUUGCUCCCGGAUACCACAAAUUGUCCAAAACGUAAGUAUAUAUUUUGUGUCGGUAUUUAUAUAAUGCGUACGCGCAUAAGAACGGCUACUUCCUGAGACGCUGACCUUCUACUAAGAGAAGCCCUUUUCUCUACAGUUCAAACGGAAAUCGACGGAGGGUCUCAGCCUCUACCUUUUCCUUCUGGCUAUUUUUGGAAACGUAUUCUACGGUCUUCAGAUCUUUGUUAAGUCAAUCGAUGCUGCUUUCGUUGUGAGGUCGCUUCCCUGGAUCCUCGGAAGCUUGGGCAUUCUGAUAUUCGAUUUCAUUGUAAGUCGAGUCUUUUGUCAUUUGCAGUUUCCGACUCCUUCCAUGCAUAAAACUGCUGACAUUCUGAUAAAUUUAAAAUGCUUGAUGUAAUCGUACAGAAGCAAGAGCUCGCUGAUUAAUUAUUUGUUUUCCUACACUGCAGAUCAUGGGUCAGUUUGUUGCAUACCGCCAUAACACAGCAAAUGCAGCCCUCGUAGACGAAGGUGACGAAGUCAAGAGCGGGGAUGAAUAUUACUCCAUAAUGUGA
Spirometra erinaceieuropaei is the source of this 3355-nucleotide messenger RNA. The record is from the annotation of a GenBank genome assembly. Lineage: Eukaryota; Metazoa; Platyhelminthes; Cestoda; Diphyllobothriidea; Diphyllobothriidae.